UGUGCCUGUUUGCAUACACAGUACCACAGGAAGGGAGACCUGUCACAGCAUGCUGUCAGCCACACUUAAAUUAUUUUGUGGAACAUCUCACCAGCACCUUCAGAGAAUGACAGCUUUAAAAAGAACAGCUUCCACUGUUAUUGGGCACAAAAUGAUGCAAAUUCAUUCUGGAAUGCGCCAACAUAAUUUGUCCAUUUGGUCUUAUAAUCUACAAUGCAAGUGCCAGAAUACCAUGGGCUGUAAGAAGGAAGACAAUCAGAACAUAGGCAUACUAUUUUCUGAAAUGGAACUUGCCUAUGUGAAGCAAGGUGAAGAGGCCCUCUGGAAAGCUUUAAGCAUCCUGGAACAGCAGGACGGAUGGCAGGUGGAAAUUAAAGAGGAAAAUGGUGACAAUGUCUCAAGUAAGUGGCUUCCUGGAGUUGGGAAGGUCUUCAGAAUGGAAGCCAUUUUGGAUGCCCCCACUAAGCAGCUUUAUGUGGAAUUAUUUGAUCAGCUGGAAAAGAUGGAUGAGUGGAAUCCAAGCGUGAGACAGAUACAAGUUCUCCAGAGGAUUGGAAAAGGUACUGUCAUAACUCAUGAAGUUGCAAGAGAGACAGCUGGGAAUCUUAUUAGCCAGAGAGAUUUUGUCAACAUCAGACACUGCUGGCAACAGAAUUCUACCUACUUUUUGGCAGGCUCUGCUACACAAACCAAAUCAAUGCCACCGCAAAAAGGACUUGUAAGGGCAGAAGCUGGACCCUCCUGUGUUGUUUUGGCACCCAUGAAAAAUGACAAAAAUAAAACCCGCCUGACUUGGUUGCUGAGUGUGGACUUGAAGGGAUGGUUACCAAAAUCACUUAUCAAUCAAGCUUUGUCUCAGGCUCAGGUUGAUUUCAUCAAACACCUGCGUCUGCAUCUUUCGAUUCCACCCAGAACUGCACUGCUCUAAACACAAGACACCUCUUCCAUGAUGGCUUUAUUAUGUCACCAAGAAACUAACACAAGCAAGAUGACAAACACUACUAAAAUAUUUAACUCUCAUAUUAAUAUUCUAUUCUAUUAUAUGUGAUUCAAAGCAAUAUUUGAGCUACUGACUACCCCAACCAGCUCUCACUGUCUAGGGAAAUGUUUUAGUACAAUUCAGUGCUUCUCAAUGUCCCCAUAUACUACAGCCAUGCAGUCGUUUUCAAACCUUCUGUUGUCACAAUCAUCUCUUAGCUUAUACUCCUUAGUUGAUAUAAUUCCCUCACAAUAAUUAUCCAGAAGAACACAGUGGGAGGAGGGACCAACCGUGUCAUUCCAUUCUGCGGAGAACCAUAUGGAAGGAAAGUAUAUUGCACUGCACUGAAGAAUAUCACACAAAACCAAGUAUCAUUACAUGUGAAUAAUAUAAUGUCCCACUGUAAAGGCAUGGGUUGAAAAAAUGCCAUAAUAAUGCAGGUCGCAAGCAAAAUCUUCUGAAGGAGGUGAGAAGAAACUCCUAUACGGAGAAAAAGGCUUUCAAGAAUACAGUGUCUAUAACCCAUGUGCCUUG
Molecule: messenger RNA, 1513 nt
Organism: Protopterus annectens (West African lungfish)
Lineage: Eukaryota; Metazoa; Chordata; Ceratodontiformes; Protopteridae
Product: steroidogenic acute regulatory protein-like
Exons: 7
Coding region: 50-928 (292 amino acids)
Biological process (GO): steroid biosynthetic process; regulation of steroid biosynthetic process; intracellular cholesterol transport
Cellular component (GO): mitochondrion; mitochondrial intermembrane space
Molecular function (GO): cholesterol transfer activity; cholesterol binding
Source: RefSeq, a predicted model, not a curated record